AAUAAAUAACAAAAUACAAGCUCUAAAACUACUGUAUCACAGAAAUUAUCACAGAUUUUCUUUAGUGCAUCCCGUGAUGCAAAUCUUGGUUUGCUCCAAGAUGCCAUCACCGGUUCACUGUGCCGCUAGCUCAGUCUUUUCUCAGGGCAGAGUACCCCUAAUGCCACAGCUCGCAACAUAAAUAUCGAUAACUUCACGGUCUCACAUUACUAAACUAUCGGUCAUCACUAAGACAAAAACGUAAACAAAGCAAAAAAUUUACAAAUAUUGACGGAAAAAUGGAUUACCAUGGGUGCCCUCGAGGUGCUGCAGGGCACCACCCAUUCUCUGUCGGCAGGAGCCCCCUUCUCGCGACUACGGCGGUUCCAUCUCCCUCACUGGGAAAGUUUACUCACAGAUUGUGGGUUUUACAAAGGUUUAAUAAAUAUCCCUUUAAGACCGAAACCUGGCCGCCGUCUUCAACAUUUACGCGGUCAAAGCAGAGGAUUGGUUUUGCUGGAAAAGGGUACAGGCGCCGCGGAAACUAUGCUCUACCAGUCAUGUAUUGGUAGAGCUCGCAUGGAAACGCGGCCCUCAAAGGAACAUACGCGAUGCGCAUGUGUAUGUCAUCUAAUCCUGAGGAGCUCCAAGGGAAAAGAAGGGACAGGCCAAAAAGUUUUAGGCAAACAACGAGGACAAAUAAGGCUCUCGGGUCUAACUCCGGAUAAAUUCACAAACAGGGAACCACUAUUGGGCUGGGCCUGGAGGCGAUGAUAGCCCGGGCGGAAGGCCUUUCGCCGGAGGCCAGCAGCGAUACGGAUCUCCACACAGGGAAACGGCGCUCUCCGGUGAGUUGUGCAAUGGCAGUGCGAGAUUCGGCUGCCAGAGAAAAUGGCGAUAUUUCUCAGCGCCGCGAUGCGACCGCUGGAAGUACCUGAGAUGAGGAGGACGCGGUACACCGGAACGGACUCACCGGGAAAUGCUUGAAGUCGUCGUCGACU
Molecule: messenger RNA, 980 nt
Organism: Drosophila subpulchrella
Lineage: Eukaryota; Metazoa; Arthropoda; Insecta; Diptera; Drosophilidae
Exons: 5
Coding region: 289-753 (154 amino acids)
Source: RefSeq, a predicted model, not a curated record